AUGGAAGCCCCCGCGGCGACAAAGGCCGACGGAGCAAAGGAAACCAUGUCGCAGAAAUGCCGAAAAGACGAAAAGACGAAAAGGAGGAGGGAUAGGAGCGUGCCCUGGCUCACGAGGUCAAUGGCAGAAGAGAGAUGUGAGCGACUUUGGGGAGAAGUCAAGCGCCAAGCCACCGCCUUUUCUGUCGACUACUUUUUGAGCGCGCGCAGCAACGGCACUCAAGUGGCUGAUGGCUCCGUGUCGCUCGCUCCCGCCUGGCGCCUGGCGCCUGACAGCCAGACCACUGACUGCACUGCACUGCACUGCACUGUGAGCACCGAGCAGCGAGCAGCGACAAGUGGACAACGUCAGCAGGUCAACAGGCUGGGUCACUUGGGCGCCGGCCUCGACUCGGGCGCGAGCGCGGGAGCGAGAGCUGAUGAGCCCACCCCCGAGACCUUGGCCCGUGUCGGCGCCCAGUUCUGUCCCAGUCAAGCAUCAACUCCAAAGCUGAAGCAUCUCCUGUCCCGGUGCCCUUCCUUUCCCGCCAUCUCUGCCAUUCUUGAAAGCAUCAACGACACCAUGAAGUCGUCGGUUCCAGUCCUGGCCUUUGGUCUCGCAUCGGUGCCUGGCACUGUUGGCUGGGGAUCCCUGGGUCACAUUACCACAGCCUAUCUCGCAGGCCACUUUGUCGCCAACACGACGGAAGCUUUCUUCAAGGACCUGCUGCGCAGUCAGGAUGACGACUACAUGGCCAAGGUUGCUUCCUGGGCCGAUUCCAUCCGCUACACGAAAUGGGGCCGCUUCACCAAGAACUUCCAUUUCAUCGAUGCCCACGACGACCCGCCUCGGUCGUGCAAUGUCGACUUCAACCGAGACUGCAAGGCCGACGGCUGCGUCAUCAGCGCCUUGGCCAAUUACACGAAGCAGUCUCUGGACCCGUCUCUUCCCGCCUGGCGCCGUGCCCAGGCCGCCAAAUUUGUCAUUCACUUUGUCGGCGAUUUGCAUCAGCCGCUGCACAAUGAGGACGUGGCCCUUGGCGGCAACCGCAUUCAAGUGUUGUGGGAUGGGAAAGCCUACAACCUCCAUCAUGUCUGGGAUACCUCCAUUGCCGAGAAGUGGAUCGGCGGCAUGCGUGGCAAGCCAUAUCCCCUUGCAGAGAAGUGGGCAAGCCAGCUUGCUGGCGAAAUCAACGACGGCAAGUUUGCCACGGAGAAGGAGGCGUGGCUGAAAACCCUCAACUUUACCGAUGCUGUCGAGACGGCCAUGGCCUGGUCUAGGGAGGCAAACGCCUUCGUCUGCACUCACGUGCUCCCAGCGGGCCCCGAAGCUAUUGUAGGUCAGGAGCUCGGCGGCGAGUACUUCAACAAGGCCGGCCCGGUCAUUGAGAAGCAGGUUGCCCGUGCCGGCUUCCGAAUGGCAGCCUGGCUCGACAGCAUUGCCCGCGGGUUCGCCGCCACCAAGGUGGACGAGCCUGUCUCAUUAGAAUUGUAG
Molecule: messenger RNA, 1473 nt
Organism: Metarhizium album ARSEF 1941
Lineage: Eukaryota; Fungi; Ascomycota; Sordariomycetes; Hypocreales; Clavicipitaceae
Product: Phospholipase C/P1 nuclease, core
Exons: 8
Coding region: 1-1473 (490 amino acids)
Biological process (GO): DNA catabolic process
Molecular function (GO): endonuclease activity; nucleic acid binding
Source: RefSeq, a predicted model, not a curated record